Nannochloropsis gaditana CCMP526 is the source of this 905-nucleotide messenger RNA. RefSeq names its product zn-binding protein. The annotation marks the transcript as partial. The record is from RefSeq and is a predicted model, not a curated record. The transcript has a single exon.
AACAGGUGGCUUUCGCUGUACUUAUGUCCGCGCACGCUCCCCACGGACCCCCUCGUCAACGCAAUACGCUCCUUCUGCAAUCCAUUGCAGUCCUGAUACUAGCACGUACGCUAUAUGCCUUUGUUUCGCCCACUGUACCAUCGCGCAGAUCCGUCGAGAGUCUAGUCGCACACAGAGUUGUCCCAGUGCUCCUUGCCCGAGUGGGCGGUGGCUUUGGGUUUGGGAAAAAGAAAACAUUGGCAUCCGAGGUGGACGACCUGAAGUACUUUGAAGGCACCAUUUAUUCCCCUUAUCCUGGACGUCGCCCUCUCCCUCCUUUCGAAAGCACACCUUGUGCUUGCGGCUCGGACAAAUCCUACGGCCAGUGUUGCUUCCCCUUGCACAAGGGAGAGGACAGGGCCAGCACUCCGGAGGCACUCCUGCGCUCGCGCUAUUCUGCCUACGUUCACGGCUUUCCCAGAUAUCUGCUGGCCACGACACAUCCCUCGUCCGCUCCCAUGCGACCUAAGCGACUGAAGGCUUAUUUGGAACUUUUGGAGAUUGCCUGCUCGGAAGAGAAUUUGAAGCAACUCCAAAUAGGGGUGCAGGAGGCCGGGGCGACGGAAGAGGAGGCUUUCAUAACUUUUAGGGUGAAAAGACACGUGUGGAUGAGCGAACGGAGCAAAUUUUUGAGAGGCGAGGACGGAGGCUGGUUAUUUUUGGACGAACAAGUCUAAGCGUCAGGAUGUACAGUCACCCAAUCAAAUAUCUGCCGCACGCCCCCCGCCCGUGGGGACUGACAAUGCUGAAGAGGCUAGGAAAAGCAGGAGAAGACGAAAUUUUGAGAUUUCCUGAGAUGUAAGCACACAAAAAGCAAAGUCGAUCGGGCCUGUACUUGCCCCCCCGUAUCGCUUUAUCAGUUCUGU